UGGUGGACAUUAUCCACAAUUGGGCCCAACAGUAGCCAAUAUCAAGUUUGGGAUCCUUACACAAAUCGGCCCAAAACCUUUUGUGCAACCAUAGGACAUGGCACUGGAGGUCGGAGCCAGCUUUGUUUGGGAGUAGAGAUUCCAAAAAGGGAACGAGGCAAUAGGAACAAAAACAGAAGCAAAAAGAAAUGGGGUUAUGGGCAUGCAUGGGAGUGAUAUCACCAUUUCCAUUCUACUACUUUCUCUGGACAAACCCUCAAACAUGGGUCGAUCUGUGCGGAAGAGGACGUGACCCUUGCAAAAGAAUGGCUAUGGUCUCUCACGUUAUAAAGUUGAUACAGUUCAUCUCCCUUUUAUCCGUUUCCACAUUUUCAUGGCCGCCUCCACUUUAUUUUUGGCCCCUUUUCAUUUUUGGCCAGUUCCUUAAUUUCAGGGUAUACCAACUGUUGGGAGAAUCAGGCACUUAUUAUGGUGUACGCUUUGGAAAGAAUAUCCCUUGGGUAACAGAGUUUCCUUUUGGAGUAAUAAGAGAUCCUCAGUACGUGGGCAGCAUUUUGAGUCUGCUAGCUUGCCUCUCUUGGGUUCCUUUCUUGUAUAUUUUCUUAUGGGUCCUCGGCUAUGUAUUUAUGAUACAAGUAGAAUCCAAGGAAGAUCCAGCUACUCGUGCAAAGCCACUCUCUUGAGUGUAUAGAAGAUGCAGCAGCUCCAAACAUCAAGGAACUGAUGCUGCUUGCUUUUGCAUUCCUGAGGAAGAGUCUGUUUGAUAAAGUUCUAGUAUUAAGGGUAGUUCUUGAUUGCUUUUUUAAAUCAGACUUAUCUAUAUUUUGAACGAUUGUUUAAGUUUCAUUUUCUUUUUGUUUGAAAUUUUGAAUCAGCCAACAUAAUUUUAGCCAUAAGCUAUGUCUUUUAGGAUUAAAACAAUUUCUUGGCAAUAAAGAGCAAUUUCCUUCUUAUUUUUAGUGA
Nicotiana tabacum (common tobacco) is the source of this 963-nucleotide messenger RNA. Its product is annotated as phosphatidyl-N-methylethanolamine N-methyltransferase-like. The record is from RefSeq and is a predicted model, not a curated record. Lineage: Eukaryota; Viridiplantae; Streptophyta; Magnoliopsida; Solanales; Solanaceae. Gene Ontology annotation, molecular function: S-adenosylmethionine-dependent methyltransferase activity. Gene Ontology annotation, biological process: phosphatidylcholine biosynthetic process.